This is a messenger RNA of Ostrea edulis (European flat oyster), 3060 nucleotides long. RefSeq names its product vezatin-like. The transcript has 14 exons. Gene Ontology annotation, molecular function: myosin binding. NCBI's taxonomy places the organism in Eukaryota, Metazoa, Mollusca, Bivalvia, Ostreida, Ostreidae. Gene Ontology annotation, biological process: cell-cell adhesion. Gene Ontology annotation, cellular component: plasma membrane. Bases 318 to 2630 code for a protein of 770 amino acids. The record is from RefSeq and is a predicted model, not a curated record.
CACACGGGCAUCUUAUCCGCUCUGUUCAUGUUCUCUUUCACACAUGAUAGUGACUAUCAUAGUGAACAGAACACGGGCACUGGAAGUUAAUGUAAAUAUAUAGUAUGUGCAUGUAUACAUGUAUACAUGCACAUACUAUAUAUUUACAUUAACUUCCAGUGCCCGUGGAACAGAACGGAUAAGAGUUUAAGAUUUAAAUAUUGAUAAAAUUUCGAACUCCUGUGAAUAAAUUCGGCUAGAUCUAUUACAGAGAGCCUAUGUGGUGGAGCAUUACCAGACCUUGUAAGCUGGGAACAAAAUAACGAAAAGAAGACGAUAUGGAAUAUGAUACAGAUGAAGAUGUUCUGUUUGAGAAUUCUCCCCUUCACCUGCAUCUGUUAGAAACAGGAGUAGAAAACUUUACAACUGAGAAGACUUCAACCAGAAUCAAUGAUGAGGCUAUAGAAAAGAAAGAAAAUGUGCUCGUAGCUUGCAAUGCUCUGAAGAAAUGGGGUGGUUUGGAAAUGGUAAAAAUAGUAGCUUUAUAUAUCCUGAAUCUGGUCACACUUUUGCUGGGAAUAGACAGACUGAAGAUGGAGGUCAAGCAGAUGAAAUUGUUUUACAAAACUAACAUACUGAGGGAAUCCCUGACAUGUAAUGUUCUAGAAGAGGAUGACCGGAAUUUUCUGAAACAUUUCUCAGGACUGAAGUCGGAAUCUCUCCAAGGAAAACAGGACCCAGACCUGAGAUCUAAAGUAUUCCUGAUGUUGGGGAUUCCCCUGCUGAUGGCCUACUUUUAUGGGAGGUUGAUGUGGCCCAGCUACCCUUGGAAAUACAAACAGAUAACAGACACCCUGUCAAUCCUCACGGCUGUUUAUUUCCUGUGGAUGAUUGGGAGAUCCUUGUACUUGGCCUGGUGGAGGUGGACACUAGAGGGCACUGUUCAGGAAGUGACGGAGAUGUUGAUGUGUGGGGAGGACUUCUUCAAAUGGACCGAUAAAUGUCUGCGACUGAUUCAAGAAUCAGAGCUGGUAGCCAGAGGGUUUACGCUAGUGAGCCACACCAGUCCUUUGAGCCGCCUGGAACAGAACAAACUACUGAGGCAUCAGAGACAGUGUCCACAACUGAGAUGGCAGCUGUUUGUCACAUGUAGGGACUGCAUGAUAGCCAGCAAGGACGGGACCGGUCAACUGGUCACACAACACCCUCUAUCAGUAGACAGAUCAGUUAAUUUUCUGGCCCAUCUCUCACUUGAGGAGUACGGUCCAUGUCUGCAAGUCAAGGGAGAGAACUCAGAUUCACAGAAACAUCUGGAGGAAGUGACGGAUGGAUUCUCAGUGUCGGCCAUUAAGGGAAUUAAUCAUGUGUGUAAGAUGCAAUACUCGGAGCUGUGUAGAUGUGUCGUCCUCAGGGUACUCCACUCAGUCGAAUCCUCCGAGAACAAUAAUUACCCAGUCACUCGGGAUAUACAGGAGAGAUUCUGUCGGAGUGUGAAGGAGCUCCAGACCCUACACGGUUAUUACAGCAGUGUGUCCUCCCCUCCAGACACACAGCCUCAAAAACCAGAUGUCAGUAAAAUGAAUGACCUUGACCUAGCAGUUCACAGCCUUGACCUUCACCUGCAGGCAGCUUUAUUAAGAGUCAGAAAAUUGUCAGUGCUUUUAAAACAUCCGACUAAUCUGGAUACUGAGUCACUGAGUGGUCAGGCUGUAGAGGUCAGGAAUGACCAAUCACAAGAAGUCCUGCUGGAUCAAAUUAAACAGGAACUGCUGGCAUGCAAAGGAUGUUGGGAAGAAGGAUUGGAGCGGCUCCAAAAGUUGUACAAAUACCAACCAAGUCAAGCCAAAACGUCAGAGAUGGUCCACCAACAGUCAGUACACACCCACUGCCCUGUGGACACGCCCCCUGUCGAUCUGUUUAACACCAGUCCCCCCAUUAUAGAGGACGAGGUUUUCGAGGCCUACAUAGAUGAUGAAGUGGACGUGGACCCAGAUUACAGCUGGGAUGAGUAUCUCACUCCCGAGGAAAAGGAGAGGAAGAGGAGAGAGAAGCAGGAAGCUUUGCGUUUACUGACAGAGCUGAAGUCGGUGAUUUCUGUGAGGGCGGAGGAAAUGGGCAGGAGGGAAAAGAAAGCUCAGGAGAGGAAGUAUGGGGUGGUGUCCCCAGAGAAUCAGUGUAACGACCAGGGAUCCAAGAAAUCUAACGACACAGAAGACUCUCAUCAGGAUGCAAGGCUUAAUUUUGAUGAGCAUCAUUCUGAUAGGCUAAAUGUCUCUGAGUGUGAAGAUGAUUUUAUAAACGGGGAACUUAAUUUGAAUGAGGAUUUAAGUUGUAGUGAGUCUAAAGCAGGUGUAGAACAGAUAACAUGCAAUGAAUGUCAGAAUGAACUUAAAAGUGGGCAAAACACCGGGAAAGAAAACCAUGAAGAGAGACUUUUCUCCACAGGUUCAGAGGAAGGGCCUGUUGAUUGUUCAUUAGGAAAUUUUCCUAAUACUGUGCCAAGGAAUGGAGUGUUACCAUUUCAGAGUCCCAACUUCCAAUUCUCUUCCAGCCUUGCAGCCAUGGCUGUUGCCAGGUCACGUGACUUUGGAUUGACAGAGGACACAUUUGGAGACAGCGAGUCAGACUCUGGAGACUCGGGACCAAGUUAAUGAAGGCUGAUCCUCUUACUAGACUCGACACCAAGUUAUUGAGAGCUAGUGCUCCUCCUGAAUGCAGAACCAAGUUACAUGUAAUUGGGGCUAGUCCUCUAACUGGGCUGAGGACCAGGUUAAUGAGGACUAGUUCUCUUACUAGGCUGAAGACCGAGAUUUUGACCAUUACUAGACUGAGAAUCAAGUUGUUAAGGGUUAUUUCUCUCUUGCAUUGUGUUACUAACUAACUGCUUGCAUAAAAUGAUUGAAGGUUGAUAUUGAUUCUGACCAAAGUGAACUUUCUCAACAGAAUACUCGUGAAUAUUCACUAUUUGGUUGAAAUAAAAAUAUCAAUUUGUCUUUUGUCCUGUUAAGAUGAAUCUGUGUGAAAUACAUGUACCUGUAGCAUUUGGGAUUGUGCAAUAAAUGAUUGUUGUGAUCAUUGGAA